Messenger RNA from Pelagomonas calceolata, 1965 nucleotides. Lineage: Eukaryota; Pelagophyceae; Pelagomonadales; Pelagomonadaceae. The record is from the annotation of a GenBank genome assembly.
AUGUGGAACGCUUUGAGUUGGCAAUUGGAGCAGGACGUGGCCAUGGAGGGCGAGGUCCACGCUCUCGAGGUUGCUGCGGGUUUCCUGGUUUGCGGUUAUGAAGGGCCCACACCUACUCUGCCUGGAGUUACGGUCGGCUUGGUGCGGGCCUGGAACCUCGCGAACCCCGCGACGCCCUACGACUUCCAUAUUAGUACAGAAAUGCCCUUCGCUCAUUUACAGAGGACUUACUCCGUCCAGCUGAAAAUUGAUGCCUCUCCAGAGGUCUACACCGGUUCGCACGACGGCGCGAUCCACUGCUGGGGCUUCGAUGCCGCUCAAAAUAAAUUUCAUUUGAAGCAGAAGCUCGAGGGCCACGUGCUUGGGGUCACUUCCUUAUCGCUAUUCACGUCCGGAGGAACAUUUUUAUUGAGUGGUAGUAUGGACCGGAGUGUCAGAGUCUGGUCCGUGGACAGCGACCCGAAGGCCUGCCAGGGUCUACUGACGAAGAACAACUCGGGCCAUUCAGAUGUGGUGACGUCGGUGACCACCCUGUCGAUGGGUGAAGCGCAAUAUUUCCUCACUGGUUCCAUGGACCGGCACGUCAAGGUCUGGAACUCUUCCGGGGGUUGUGACCACGACCAACAAUGUGGUGGGCCCGUGCUUUCGCUUUGUACGACGGUGGAUCCCGGCCAGAAACAGAUCGUGCUCGUUGGUUUAGUUGAUGGUACCAUAGAACUGAGGCAGCCGGACCUGGGCUUUCGGUUGCGGGCCACGCUCAGUAAUAGGUUCAGCGUGGGCCACCCGGACCAGCUCAAGGCGUUGUGCGCCGGCGACGGCUACUUUUGUAGCGGCGGCGCUGACGCGAAGCUGAUGGUCUGGCAGUGGGUCGGGCCGCUGCCGCCGGGGCGCUGAGGGGUGGUUUGGCGAGUAACGGGGGCACUUUAGUUUUUCGUCGCGGCGAUGGCGUGCUGUGGUGGGGUUAGUCUAGACGUACUUAUGAUUCCUCGCGGGCGCGGAGGCUUGCUCGCGCGGCUGGCAAGACCCAUUCAAUUUGCUCUGUGAGGGGAUGUGUGCCGCCGAACACCCGCCGCGCGAUCCGUCUCGCGUCCUCUAGCGUCGUCACGGCCUCGCGGAGAUCGUCGAGGGUGGGGCCGGUGUCCUGGCACUGCCAGUGGCAGAGCACCCGCCCGUCACGUUUCGUGUCUGGCGGAACAGGCGAAGAUUUUGGUCGCAGAGGCCCUGGAGAACAAUUUGAGUGACAAGGCGUUGAAUGAGAGGUGGGAUCGGUGGCAGACGUGUAGCCUGUGCGGGCAAGACUAUCACGGCGUCGUGGAGUGCGCGCUCGCGUGGGCGUGCUGGAAGACGUACGUGGGUCGGCCGGAGGGGGACCACCUGCGGUACCCUGCGAUGACCCUGCUUGGCAACGGUUUAUCCAAUGCAGGCCACAGCGAGGAGGCGUUGUCCGUGUACGAGGCCGAGUUGUCUAUGAAACGGCGCAUUGGCGUAUCAGAAGAAAGCAUUCUUGUCACGCAGAGUAAUCUUGCGGUCACGUACGAAAAAAUUGGACGUCAUGAGUGCGCCCUGCGCUUACGGCACGAUGUAUACUCCGGACGUGUUGGGCUCCACGGCGAGAAAGCGACAGAGACCCUCGUACCGGCCUACAACUACGCGGUGUCCCUUAAAGACCUACAGCGCUUCGAAGAGGUCAAGUCGGUGCUCCGCAGAGCAAUACCCGUGUCGCGACGCACUCUUGGAGAGGGGUGUGAUUCCACGCUCUCGAUGCGGUCGCUUUACGCGGAGGCGCUCUGCAGGGACCCCGGCGCCACACUCGACGAUUUCCGCGAGGCCGUGGCGACGCUCGCGGAGAUUGAACGGACCGCACGGCGCGUGUUCGGUGGCACGCACCCGCUCACAGAAGGGUUUGGGCACAAUCUGUCCGAGGCUCGAGGCGCGCUCCGCGCCCGCGAAAGGCUAGACGCAUAA